AUCACAAUGAUGGACAGCGGCGGCUGCUGUUGAAUUAACUUAAUCAUAAUCAUCUUAUCCAUUAACGGACGCUGCGCAGCCGCCACGAAGCUGCUGCCGAGUGAGAUCAUCACACCGAGCCGCUGCCAUUGUUGGCCGUGAAAUGCAGUUUAAGAUGCUCUCGAUGUGGCACUGGCUGUGAAAUCGAGUCGCGAAAGUGUGCGAUUAGAAAUCGAAACCUGCAACGAAGUACUUAAAGUUAUGCUGCUCCUGCUAAUACUCAACGGGCUGCUGUCUCUGGCCGUGGCCCAAACGACUCCGGACGCAAAGCACACGUUGUCUUUGCCGAAUUUGCCGUCCGAUCAUCUCAUACGCUACCUCAACACAUUUCCAAAACUGAAACACCAGCUGCCGUCGAACGCCACGACCAGAUCGACCUCGUCCGCCUGCUGGGGCCACGAGCGAGAUUGUAGUGCUGAAGCACGUUUUCAGAAUCCCCACUGUGCCGGGGAUCACACUGGAUGGGCGCGAAGCAAAGAGGCUCAGGUGCAGACCUUCUACUACCAGGCUGACUUCGGCUACAUACAGCAACAGUUGAUGGAGCUCACUCCGAUGUGCAUGCCCAAAUACCUAACAGACUCUUCCUUGGAAUGCACACGAUAUCUCCGCUUCUGCCGGGGACGAAAUCUGCUCUUCGAUCUCCGCGACGUGGCACAGCGAGAGGAGCGUAUUCGUUACCACAUGGAUGUGCUGAGUCCAGGCCAGCUGCUAGGUCACUGUGAUUUGAAUCGAACACGUCUCUCGGCAGAAAUGGAACACAUUGGAUCUGCCCUGCAGUCGUGGGGUCCUGAGCUGCGGAACUUUGCAGUCUUGCCGAAGCCCGUGCUGGAGAGUGGCUUGUGUGACCUGGUCGUGAAUACGCCCACUUUCAUUAUGAAAAUUGACGCUACGUACAAUAUGUAUCACCAUUUCUGCGACUUUUUCAACUUGUAUGCUUCGCUCUUUGUCAACCAGUCCCACCCAGCCGCCUUUAACACCGAUGUUCAGAUCCUAAUUUGGGAGACCUAUCCAUAUGACUCGCCGUUCCGGGAUACGUUCAAAGCCUUCUCCCAGCGACCAGUUUGGACCUUGAGUGAUUUGGAGGGGAAGCGAGUGUGCUUUCGGAACGUUGUGCUGCCGCUGCUGCCACGCAUGAUCUUUGGGCUGUUCUACAAUACGCCCAUAAUCCAGGGCUGCUCAAAUAGCGGAUUGUUUCGCGCCUUCUCCGAGUUCAUUUUGCAUCGCCUUCAGAUUCCUUUCAAACCGCCUCAACGCAGACUACGAAUAACAUAUCUUUCGCGUCGCACAAAGUAUCGUCAAGUGCUCAAUGAGCAGGAUCUACUGUCUCAGCUGGAAGAAAACGAUGAUUAUUUGGUCCAGCGCGUCUCCUAUGAGCGGCUUUCCUUCACCGAACAGUUGGCCAUCACACGAAAUACAGACAUUCUGAUUGGAAUGCAUGGCGCCGGUCUGACACAUUUACUCUUCCUGCCCAACUGGGCAUGCAUUUUUGAGCUGUACAACUGUGAGGAUCCCAAUUGCUACAAGGAUCUGGCUCGGUUGCGGGGCGUUCGCUAUCGUACCUGGGAGCAGAGGGAACUGGUCUACCCCCAAGACGAGGGUCAUCAUCCAGAAGGCGGCGCACAUGCAAAAUUCACAAACUAUCGCUUUGAUGUAGAGGAAUUUUUGCACUUGGUUUCCCAAGCGGCCAGCGAAGUACGCACUCACAAGGACUUUCCCCAAGAUAUAUUAGAUACGCUAGAGAAUCGUAUGCCGCAGCACAACGAGCUGUAGUUCCUUUUUGUGAUCCAAAUGCAUUUAUUUGAAUUAUUUGCUCGACCCAAAAAAUAAAACGGUAUUAUUUAAAUUACAAG
Messenger RNA from Drosophila persimilis, 1889 nucleotides. RefSeq names its product EGF domain-specific O-linked N-acetylglucosamine transferase (gene Eogt). The record is from RefSeq and is a predicted model, not a curated record. Lineage: Eukaryota; Metazoa; Arthropoda; Insecta; Diptera; Drosophilidae. Gene Ontology annotation, cellular component: endoplasmic reticulum lumen. The transcript has 3 exons. Gene Ontology annotation, molecular function: protein N-acetylglucosaminyltransferase activity. Bases 241 to 1809 code for a protein of 522 amino acids.